Molecule: messenger RNA, 1401 nt
Organism: Nomascus leucogenys (northern white-cheeked gibbon)
Lineage: Eukaryota; Metazoa; Chordata; Mammalia; Primates; Hylobatidae
Product: aspartate-rich protein 1-like
Exons: 14
Coding region: 291-1094 (267 amino acids)
Source: RefSeq, a predicted model, not a curated record
UAGCUGGCAGUGGAGGGAGGAGGAGCUCCGACUGUGCUCUCUUACGGCAGUUUUUGUGCCUCUCGGCACUUGUCGUGCAUUUCUUUUUUAAGUAAAACAGCAGGUCCCUGACCUCAUAGACCAGCUAGUUUGGGAGGUGGCGGCAGACUACGGGCUGAGGCCCCAGAUCUGCCUGGGGUAAGGCUGCUUCUACAAGUUCAGGGCCACCCUCAGUAACGUGGCUGCUAGGGCAGCACAGUUACAAUUUCAUUGAAGGCUCAGGCAGGAGUGGAGAAGAGUGUAGGUGCCCCAUGGGGAAUAUACUGAGCUGUUGUGGCAGCUCCAGCUGUGGCUGGCGCAGGCGGAAGGUGGCACACUGUGAUGAAUCUGAUAUUUAUGAGGCCGUGGCUGCUACAACAUCAGAAUCCACUACUGUAGAGCCUGGCAAGCUGGAUGUGGGAGCCACAGAGGGCCAAGACCUGCAGCACAUCAGCAACCAAAAGAUGCCCACAGGUUCUGUUCCGGACCUGGAGGAUUGUGCGUUUGAUAUUGUGGACAAGAUGUUACCUGAAAUGGUGAACUAUACAGCCCAAAAUUCCUACCGUCCCCCUGAGAACGGCCUGAGUUUAAAAUUUCUACCACCAAGUGAGGAAGACAAUGAUGAUGCCCAGAUUUUACCAUCACGUGUCCAGGCUUCUCCUGAGGACAACCUGAGUUUAGUAUGCCUACCAGGAAAUGAAGAUUAUGAUGGUGAUGAUGAUGAUGAUGAUGAUGAUGAUGAUGAUGCCCAGAUUUUACCAUCACCUGUCCAGGGUUCUAAAGAGAGGAUUCUGGAGAAUCUCAGAAGGGAAGAGGAUGCCUUUCCAGCUUCUGUUGAGGACAACCUGAGUUUAGUAUGCCCAUCGCCAAGUGAAGAUGGUGACUGUGAUGAUGAUGAUGUCCAGAUUUUACCAUCACCUAUCCAGGAUUGGCCAGAGGACCGCCUGUUUUUAAGAUGCUUACCACGAUACAAAGAUGAAGAUGAUGAUGAUGAUGUUGAUGCCCACAUAACAGCUCAGAAAGAAAGUGACCUGACGCUGGAGAGUCUAAGUGACGAGGAGAUUCAUCCAGGGUGAAGCCCUUCUGUGGAGCUGACCAGGGUGCUGACCCAAAGGACAGGCCAGCGCGUGCUACAGAGACAUCUGAGGGAGGAUCAAGCUCCGCAAUCAGCGGUUUUCCCUGGCUUGGCCUAGAGAAAUGAUGGCGACUUUCCUGUGAUUCCUAGGCUCCCCUCCUGGACAGCACCAGGAAUGUGCCUUCGAGGCGGCUGGGCUUCAGGCCAGCCUGGGGGCGUGCUUGGGUGACUUUGGAGAAUGCAGCUGUUUGCUGGGAAGAUCUUAAGGAGGAAACCAGAACCUCUCCCUGUCCCGAACUCUCAUCCUU